Molecule: messenger RNA, 1284 nt
Organism: Dioscorea cayenensis subsp. rotundata (Guinea yam)
Lineage: Eukaryota; Viridiplantae; Streptophyta; Magnoliopsida; Dioscoreales; Dioscoreaceae
Exons: 4
Coding region: 1-354 (117 amino acids)
Source: RefSeq, a predicted model, not a curated record
AUGUCAGGCCUGGAUCAAUCAGAUUCACCCUCUCGGCUCUUCCUUCCCGACGACGACAACGAUGAUGCUGACUUCGUCCCUGACCGCUUUAGCAGCGCCAGCGCCAGUAGCAGUAGUAGCGCCACCAGCAUCGGCGGCGAGAGCGACGUGGAUUCCAGUCUCCUCUGGACUCAUAAGUCCCGUGGCCUCCUCCGCCCUCUGUCUUCUGAUUUUUGGAUAUCCAUUCUAAUGCGUGGUCUGGGCUUGAAGAGACUGCGGCUUCCUCUUCGUCCAAGCAUCACAUUGGAGCUGAAGCAUCUGCAGAAAGUUUGGAUCAGAUGUUUGCCUUGUCCAAAGCAGUGGAUGCCAUGGUGAUGAGCUUGGAAACUUCCUCUUUUAAACAUGAGGUGGCAGAGCAGUGACAAUAUGGACACAAACAGGAACAACAUCAGAGCACUUCUACAACAACAGAUUGAAUGUCUGAUGUGACUACUAAGCCUUCAGAAAACUUUGAACUCAUAAAGUCUCAGGCAUUAAUCAGAAGAGUGGAAAAAAUAUGAUGAUUCAAUUAAUAAAUAUUGAUAACAUAUCCAUGUUAGGAGACAAUUCGGUCAAUCAUUAGAGGAAACUGGUAAUUCUUUUUGCACUUCUCCCUGCCUAUGUGGCUGAUAUGCCAGAAGAUGAGAAGAAGAAACAUUGUUAUCUGAAGGGCUAUGACAGUCAGCACCAUGUUGCUUUGAGACUCUUAGCAACAUGGCUUGAUAUCCAAUGGAUAAAAGCGGAAGCUAUGGAGAUAAUGGUUGCUUGCUUUACAAUGGCUGCAGCUAUAAAGGAAGAAAUACAAUCUCAAGAAAAUGAAUCAGAGAAAAGCAAAUGGGCCAAAUGGAAGCGUGGUAGAAUCAUUGGUGCAGCUGCAUUGACUGGAGGGGCUUUGUUGGCUCUUACUGGAGUUGAAACUUAAAUGAGAGAAGAAAUGUGAAUUGUUUCUUGUUUUCUACUUAUAAAAGUUUAAACUAACAGAAACCAGCAUUUCCAACUCUUCUUAACAGGUCUUGCUGGCCUGGCAAUUACUGCCGGUUUUGGUGCUUUGUCUCCUACAUGCAUUAGGAACUCUAGUCCCAAUUGUUGGGGCUGGUGGUUUUGCUGCUAUGGCAAUUGCUGCAGGAUCAGUUGCUCGUUUAGUUGUUGUUGCCUCCUCAUUUGGUGGAAGUUUUUAAGUGGGUGGCACAGUAAACAACAAACUUAACCAUGUCUUGUCCAACUGAUUUUCUUCUCUUUUAUCUCAAGUUCUAUCUUUCUUUUUUA